Molecule: messenger RNA, 969 nt
Organism: Pelobates cultripes (western spadefoot toad)
Lineage: Eukaryota; Metazoa; Chordata; Amphibia; Anura; Pelobatidae
Source: the annotation of a GenBank genome assembly
AUGGCCGCCGGACCGAAACCCAUCUCACCUCAAACCUCCAAGAUGCGGGCCACCCAGAGGGACGGUAUCGCCAGGGCCUUUGAUGACUUCUGGGCCAAAUACCAAGAACUAACUCUACAGAGCGAGGCACAGCGUGCUACCGAAGAACCGAACCACAGCAAUAGAUGGAUUGACAUGAAUCUGGGCCAGGCAGACCCUAAGCAAGCCACGAGGAAACUGGAGGGAAAGUGGAAACACCACAACAGGUGGAGUGCCACCCAGGGCCUGACCCGGUCUCACCCACCAGUCCAACCGCAGCCUACCUCCAAGCGCACUUCUUACAGCACCUCAAGAAAUACACUUAAGGCACAGAGGCCUCUCUCCACACAUAGAUCACGAGACCAUCAGGCCGGUCAUCAUCACCGUCCACCCAAACACCCACCGAGAGACCCGGGGAAAAUGCCACGAUGGAACAAACAUAAGCAGCAGUCUAAACCAGGAUGGGGCCAAACUACAGCAUGGAAAGCAGGGAGGAGAAGGCGGGAAACCCGACGCAAGCCCCUGCGGGUCAGCAACAGCCCACCAGCGGUGAGUCACCUAACUGAAAGGAGACAAACCCAAGGACUAUCCACCCAAACCCCCCCUCCCCGCGCUGUGAUCACAACCCCACCUGGGCAAAGACACCAUGGCAGAGACCACCAGACUCCCAGGCACAGCCCAGCCCAGUACCACUACCUAAAAGUGCUGUGGCGCGAUGGGGGACCUCCUCAUACUCACCAAACUGCCUUAACAGAGGAUACCAAUCACCAUAAAACCCACUAUCCCCACCAGGGACAACAAGCCCACGACAUGCUCAUCACAAGACAGGGGACUUAUGCAACCAUACCCUCUGAAUACACCUCGGCUGGACACUGGAAGAGCACUGACUGGGAGGACCCCCACCGCCUACUGCUCCGGGCACUAACCCGACGGCUGAUGGGGAUCGGUUAG